GAACUUAUAGGCAAAAAAGUGCCUUUCAGAACUUCAAUGGAUCCAUACAGACCAUCAUCCAACCAAAGUACUUCAGAUGUCUGCGUUGUGUGCGGAGACAAAGCCAUUGGCAAGCAUUACGGUGCUGUGGCCUGCAAUGGCUGUAAAGGCUUCUUCAGAAGAAGUGUCUUCCAAAAUCUACAAUACACUUGCCGUUUUGAUAAGAGCUGUCACAUCGAUAAAGACCAUAGAAACGCUUGUCGAUUUUGUCGCUUCCAAAAAUGCCUAACCGAUGGAAUGCGACCUGAGGCAAUACAAAAUGAAAGGGACCGAAUCGGAGCUGCUAAGUAUAGGAAGCGUCUCCCACUCCGGCCCUCUGCCGAGAAUACAAAGCCGGAGGAUGUAUCAACUCCUGCAACCGACACGAGUGCCUCACGCCGUCUCUUGCAAAUGCUUGUCUUCAUCGAGCAGAGGGUAGCAAACAGCCAGACCAUUAACAAGCUGCUUCGUGACGACAAUGAUAGCAAGAACACUCGUCAGCAAACGAUGAUCAACAUCACCGAAUGGGCUAGUAUGCUUCAUCCCCUCCCGGAGAUUCCCUUCAGUGACAAGAUGCUCUUACUCAGACAGUUCUUCCCGUCUUUCUCUCUGCUCAAUACAGUGCAAAAAAGCGUGCACCUCCCAUACCUCCUACUUCCAAAUGAUCAAAUCCUCGGCAUGACUCCAUCAUCUACUUCCUCACUUACUGCAAUUCACUCUCGCAUACAAGAAGAACUGAUUGUUCCGCUGCGAAGACUAGGAGCUGAUGAAACCGAAUUUGGUUUUCUGAAGGCUUUGGUGUUGCUGAACGGUGACGUAGCGGCAUUAUCAGAGCAGUCUAAAGAUAAGCUAAGAGAAGCGAGAGAUGCACUGCUGAAAGCCCUUUUCGGUUUUUACAGCGAGACGUGUUCAGCUCUAGAUGCGUCAUUUAGAGUUUCUUGCCUUCUGCUGAUAAUACCCUCGCUGCUGUCAAUCGCUCACAGCAUUGUUGACACUCCAUCAGUGGCUGAACUUUUUGGUAUCAGUGAAGUUGGACAGAAACAAAAGGAUGAAUCAAGAAAUAUAGCCCGAAGUGCAGAGAAAGCGAAUCAGGUGCUGGCCCCACUGAUCACCGAGGCGUAUUUUACUCAUCAAACUCUACUACCUCAGCAAGGCGACGUGCUUUCGCGGUGCAACACGUCGCCGACGUUCACUGUGCCGGUGUUCAUCAACACCAGCAUUCCUAUGAACAUGCACGACUCGUCCACAAACCAAAUACCAACGAAAGUUUUCCUCGCUUAAGUCUGUGUACUACUGUCUAAUUACUGCUCAGCAUUACUACUCUGAUAUUGAAUGUUACGUGUACUCUGAUUACCUAGCAAAUGCGUUUUUGAAUGUAUUUGCGCAGUUUUUGGUCCUGCUCAUUGUGUAUGAAUUAUAUAAAGUGACCUAUACAUGCAUGUCGAUGAC
Cylicocyclus nassatus is the source of this 1467-nucleotide messenger RNA. The record is from the annotation of a GenBank genome assembly. NCBI's taxonomy places the organism in Eukaryota, Metazoa, Nematoda, Chromadorea, Rhabditida, Strongylidae.